Messenger RNA from Saccharomyces kudriavzevii IFO 1802, 492 nucleotides. It is a transcript of the gene HYR1, whose product is annotated as peroxiredoxin HYR1. Gene Ontology annotation, molecular function: glutathione peroxidase activity. The coding region runs from base 1 to 492 and encodes 163 amino acids. Lineage: Eukaryota; Fungi; Ascomycota; Saccharomycetes; Saccharomycetales; Saccharomycetaceae. Gene Ontology annotation, biological process: response to oxidative stress. The record is from RefSeq and is a predicted model, not a curated record. The transcript has a single exon.
AUGUCAGAAUUCUAUAAGUUAGCUCCUAUCGACAAGAAGGGUCAGCCUUUUCCUUUUGACCAAUUAAAGGGCAAAGUGGUUCUCAUUGUCAAUGUCGCUUCUAAAUGUGGGUUCACUCCUCAGUACAAAGAGCUGGAAGCCCUGUACAAAAGUUACAAGGAUCAAGGGUUUACUAUCAUCGGGUUUCCAUGCAACCAGUUUGGCCAUCAAGAGCCAGGUUCCGAUGAAGAAAUUGCCCAGUUCUGUCAAUUAAACUAUGGCGUGACCUUCCCCAUUAUGAAAAAAACUGACGUUAAUGGUGGUAACGAGGACCCCGUCUACAAAUUUUUGAAGAGUCAAAAAUCUGGUAUGUUGGGACUGAGAGGUAUCAAAUGGAACUUUGAGAAAUUCUUGAUCGAUAAAAAGGGUAAAGUCCACGAGAGGUACUCUUCACUAACCAAGCCCUCUUCGCUGUCCGAAACCAUUGAGGAACUGUUGAAAGAAGUGGAUUAG